CCACCUUCGUCUCCCCCAAAACAGUCGCAGAAAGAACCGCACCAAACUCAAUCCUGCUCCCCUGCUUCCGCCGCCUCAGCCGCCCGAAAAUGGCGUACCUCUGUCGCCCCAUCUCUCUCCUCCUCCUCCUCAGACAAAACCGCAUCUCAUUCCCUUCCCGCUUCAGUCCCCUCCCCAACUCUAUCUCUAAUCCACCUCGAAGAAUCCGUUGCCGCAGCAUCAGCAGCGGCGCCGUCGCCGGCGAAGUAGCCCACGAGUUCCGAUUCUUCCGGGUGUACAGAGACGGCCGGGUGGAGAAAUUCCACCAGACCCGCAAGAUCCCUCCCUUCGACGACCCGGUCACCGGGGUCCGAUCCAAGGACGUCGUCAUUUCGCCCGAACCCCCCGUAUCCGCCCGCAUUUUCCUUCCCGAGAUCCGCGACCCGAAUUCCAAGCUCCCCGUGCUGCUCUACGUCCACGGCGGCGGGUUCUCCUUCGAAUCCGCCUUCUCCCCCGACAUCCACAACUACGUCAGCUCCAUCGCCGCCAAGGCCGAGGCGAUCGCCGUCUCGGUCGAGUACCGGCUGGCCCCGGAGCACCCGAUCCCGGCUUGCUACGACGACUCCUGGGCCGCGCUCCGGUGGGUCGCGGCCCACGCGGGCGGGGCCGGGCCCGACGCGUGGCUCAACCGCCACGCCGACCUGGGCCGCCUCUUCGUCGCCGGGGACAGCGGGGGGAACAUCGCGCACGAGUUGGCGGUCCGGGUCGGGGCGGGCGGGUUGCCCGGGGACGUCGGGCUGGCCGGGAUGGUGCUGGUGCACCCGUACUUCGGCGGGACGGAGGACGACGCGAUGUGGCUGUACAUGUGCCCGGAGAACGGCGGGCUGGAGGACCGGAGGCUGAGGCCGGCGGCGGAGGAUCUGGGCCGGGUCGGGUGCGAGAGGGUGCUGGUCUUCGUGGCGGAGAAGGACCACCUGAGACGGAUCGGGGCGUGGUACGCGGAGGAGCUGCGGCGGAGCGAGUGGGGAGGGAAGAGCGUGGAGCUGGUGGAGAACUUCGGUGAAGAGCAUUGUUUCCACAUAAGUGAUCUCAGGUACGAGAAAGCUGCUGAGUUGGUGGACAAAUUUUCAUCCUUCAUCAAGCAAAAUUCUUCACAACGUGCCUCCUCGAUUAUUUGGAUGGCAUGUCGUCCGUCCCGCAUAUCAUACGCACUUACGUCAUCCCCAAGAGGACUGGGCCCCAUCCACGUGACCGAUAUUUUCAAUCGGAGAAUUUUCUCCUUCAAUCGGCAACCACGCACGCUCACUCUCCAACAACGAGAACAGUCAGUCGUACCACCAAAAGCAAAAACAAAAGCACCACCAUUCUCCAUUCUCCAUUCUCCAUUCUCCCGCGCCCACGCCCUAAAAAAAAAAAUCAAUGGCUUCCGAGAUUUCCCAGGACUUCUCCCCCUUCCUCCGCAUCUACAAGGACGGCCGCAUCGAGCGCCUCAUCGGCACCGCCACCGUCCCCGCCUCCCUCGACGCCCCCACCGGCGUCGCCUCCAAGACGUCCCCUCUCCUCCCACCCCGCCUUCUCCGCCCGCCUCUACCUCCCCGCCACUGCCCCCGCCCCGGGAAGCUCCCCCUCCUCGUCUACUUCCACGGCGGCGGCUUCUGCGUCGAGACCGCCAGCUCCCCGACGUACCACAACUACCUGAACGCCGUCGCCUCCGAGGCCGGCGUCGUCGUCGUCUCCGUCGACUACCGCCGCGCCCCGAGGAGCCCCUCCCCGCCGCCUACGACGACUCCUGGGCCGCCCUCCAGUGGGUGGCCUCCCACGCCGCCGGGGACGGCCCCGACGAGUGGCUCAACGAGCGCGCCGACUUGAAGAGGGUGUUCCUCGCCGGCGACAGCGCGGGGGCCAACAUAGCGCACCACAUGGGGCUGAGGAUCGGGCCCGACAGGCUGGACGGCCUGGCGGUGGCGGGGAUCGUGCUGGUGCACCCCUUCUUCUGGGGGAGCGAGCCGGUGGGGACGGAGACGGCGGACGCCGGGAGGCAGGCGUGGACGGUCAAGUUCCUGGAGGUGUUGUGCCCGACGAUCAGCGGGGCCGACGACCCGAUCAUCAACCCGGGUGCGGAUCCGCGGCUCGGGGCCUUGGGGUGCGACAAGGUGCUGGUGUUCGUGGCGGAGAAGGACGGGCUGAGGAGCAGGGGUUGGUACUACGAGGAGGUGCUGAAGAAGAGCGGGUGGAGCGGCAGGUCGGAGGUGGUGGAGACGAAGGGCGAGGAUCACGUGUUCCAUCUGAUGAAUCCGAGCUGCGAUAACGCCCUGGAAUUGAUGAAGAGAUUGGUCAAGUUCUUGAACGAGUGAAAAACAUGGCGUCGCCGGUUUGGUAAAACGAUUGGUACGGUGGUUCGUCGCUUUUGUACGCCUUUUUAUUUUGUCUUAUGGACUCUGCUUAUUUAUGGUUUCGUCUUGGUAAAUUACUGGACAUGUUUAGCUUUGUCGAGGUGAUAGAUUCCGACGCUGCUGAUGUGAUGCGAUGGUAACUUUCGAGUUCAAUAAGAUUGCUUGUCUUGUGCAAA
Molecule: messenger RNA, 2548 nt
Organism: Eucalyptus grandis
Lineage: Eukaryota; Viridiplantae; Streptophyta; Magnoliopsida; Myrtales; Myrtaceae
Molecular function (GO): hydrolase activity
Source: RefSeq, a predicted model, not a curated record